AUGUCAUUGGUUAAAAUGAAGGUGCCAGAGGAGGAAUUAAUGAGCGAUAUUUUAAAGCGGUUAACGGGCGAAUCUGCACUCCCCGCGUACAGCAGCAUUGCAAAGUUCAAACGGGUAAAGGACGGCAUUUACUUUGUGUCCGAGGACUUCAAUCAAACUGUGAAAAAAAGACAACUGGUCAACGCCAAGGAACGACUGAGAAUCAGGAACUUGAACACCAUGUUCUCCCGCUUGAAACGCAUGGUGCCACUAAUGCGACCCGACAGGAAGCCCAGUAAAGUGGACACACUCAAAGCUGCGACGGAAUACAUUCGUUUGCUUGUUGCAGUGUUACAAGACGCAGAGAGUGAUGAUGGCUGUGGAACCGAUUUCCUAAAGAAUGCAAUCACUUAUGGUCAGAGUGAGGGCUUGGGCAAUGACCUUUGGAGGGUGGAAGAUUUGCUGAACAUGUCAGAGGAGCAUAUGGAAGAUGGAUUCUCCAUGCCCGCAGAACCAGGAACGGAGGAUGCCGAUAUGACCCGAUUGAUGUUGCAACAUUGUGGGAUGCCCCCCUACCAGUUCAUCAUCCAAGUAGCACCCGAUCAGACUUUGAUGCCUCAACCCUAA
Pseudoliparis swirei is the source of this 606-nucleotide messenger RNA. It is a transcript of the gene figla, whose product is annotated as folliculogenesis specific bHLH transcription factor. Bases 1 to 606 code for a protein of 201 amino acids. The transcript has 5 exons. The record is from RefSeq and is a predicted model, not a curated record. NCBI's taxonomy places the organism in Eukaryota, Metazoa, Chordata, Actinopteri, Perciformes, Liparidae. Gene Ontology annotation, molecular function: DNA-binding transcription factor activity, RNA polymerase II-specific; protein dimerization activity; RNA polymerase II transcription regulatory region sequence-specific DNA binding. Gene Ontology annotation, biological process: developmental process; regulation of transcription by RNA polymerase II.